Messenger RNA from Macrosteles quadrilineatus (aster leafhopper), 1485 nucleotides. It is a transcript of the gene Tom40, whose product is annotated as mitochondrial import receptor subunit TOM40 homolog 1. Lineage: Eukaryota; Metazoa; Arthropoda; Insecta; Hemiptera; Cicadellidae. The transcript is spliced from 6 exons. Bases 201 to 1166 code for a protein of 321 amino acids. The record is from RefSeq and is a predicted model, not a curated record. Gene Ontology annotation, cellular component: mitochondrial outer membrane; mitochondrial outer membrane translocase complex. Gene Ontology annotation, molecular function: transmembrane protein transporter activity. Gene Ontology annotation, biological process: protein import into mitochondrial matrix.
UGAGAAGCAGAAGAGAAGAGUGGAAGGAAUGAUAGAUUAGAAAUUUUUGUGUAAUUUAUAACCUAAAUUUUUGCAUUUAAUGCCCGGUUUUUAAUAAAUUCAGGGAUGUUUCAUUCCAGUUAAAAAGUACUGUAGUAUAGUCAUAAAUUCAUAUUAGAUUUGUACUGUAGUGUUGUAGAUAGGCACCUUGCUUUUAUAAAAUGGGUAACGUUUUUGCUGCAAGUAAACCUCCGCAAGAUUUUGGAAUGUUUGCCAUGCCUCCUGCUCCAGGUGAAGAUACAAAAGAAGAAGUUAAGAUAGAAAACCCUGGAACUAUGGAGGAAUUACACAAAAAAACUAAAGAUGUCUUCCCCUCAGUGUUUGAUGGUGCACGAAUUGUUCUAAACAAGGGACUAAGCAAUCAUUUUCAAGUGUCCCACAAUAUUACAUUGAGCUCCCAACAACCAGGAUCCUAUCGUUUUGGAGCAACCUAUGUCGGAACAAACCAGAUAGGUCCAGGAGAAGUGUAUCCUGUGUUAAUAGGAGACAUCGACUCAAGUGGACUACUUUCUGCUAAUGUGUUCCAUCAAAUCGGAAGUCGAUAUAGGCUAAGAUUCCAAGCACAGAUGUCUAACAGUCAGUUUGCUGUCGCCCAAACGCAGAUUGACUACAAAGCCGACACUUUCACAUCAUCCCUCUCAAUCAUCAAUCCAGACCCUCUCAACAACUUUCAAGGUGUAUUUGUGGGGCAUUACUUACAAAACGUCACUCCAAAUUUAGCUCUAGGUGCGGAGUUAGCAAUACAAAGAAUGAACCAAAUACCCGGUGGACAAUUACCUCUGCUCUCUUUAGCUGCGAGAUAUUCUGGUGAUGAUUACGUUUGCAGCGGAACUCUUGGAGUAGCCAGUCUUCACCUCUGCUACUACCAGAAAGCCAGCGAACAAUUACACAUUGGUGUAGAGAUGGAAACCAAUCUCAGAAUGCAAGAGUCAGUUGGAACUAUUGGUUACUACGCUGACCUGCCCAAAGCAGACCUUCAGUUCAGAGGGAGCGUGGAUACUAACUGGAAUGUCUCUGCGGUUAUAGAGAAGAAACUAUUACCCAUGCCGUUCACAUUUACGUUAAGUGGAAACUUAAAUCAGAAAAAGAACAGUUUUAGACUAGGCCUCGGAUUUGUGAUUGGUUAGUCAAGUUGUUGCUUCUAGUUCAGUACAGACGUAGCUCCAGCCCAAGCGAGUUUGUGCAAAUUUAUUUCCUGUUGUAACUAUGGACAAUUAUUUCAAUUAAUUUUUGUGUUCAGUUCUUCGGAACAACUUCUGUUACAUCAUUAACUGUUGUGUUGACUAUUUUAUAUAAUGCGUUGUUAUCAAAUAAUAACCUAAGUUGACUAAGUCUCUCAUUGUGUACAUACAACAAACCUCUGUCAAAACCCAAACUGUUAUUCUGAUCUUAGGAUCUAGACACUUAAUGUACAAAAAUAAAAAAAAUUGUGAAGUUAAGACAGUA